AUGGCGGCGGGCCACGUCUUCAUCAAUGGCGUGCCGCUGGCCCGGGCGCGCUUCGACGAGUGGAUGGCCGGCUCGACGAGCCACGACUGCCUGCCGACGCUCGUCGUCGACGUCGCGCGGCCGCUCGAGGCGCCGGCGCCGGGCAGCGGCGCGUCCGCCGGCCGGCGGUCGCCGAAGAAGUCGCGCGGGCGGCCCUACCUGCCGAGCCGGCCCGCGGGCAAGAAGAAGCGGCCGCAGUCCGCGGGCGCCGCGCGCCGCGACGAGCCGCCGCGGUCGAACGGCGCGGCGGCGGCCGCCGCGGCCGCGCCGUCGCCGAAGCGCCGCGGCCGGCGCACGCGGCCGGCGUCGGCGCACGCCGGCUCGAAGGCGUCCCGCCAGCGCCGCGACGCCGCGGCGGCGGCCAUCGACCGGCUGCGGGCGGCGCUCGAGGCCGACGAGCGCGGCGCGGCCGACGAGCGGGACCGGCUCCGGAGCGAGCUCGACCUCGAGCGCCACCGCGCCGCGGAGCUCGCGCGGACCAUGGAGUCGGCGCUCCAGGUCCACGCCUCCGCCGCCGUGCGCGAGGCCGCCAUGUCCCACGCGGCCGCGGCGAUCCUGCGCGCGUCGCCGCAAACCGGCGGCGCCGCCGCGCCGCCGGCGAUCGCCGCCGCGGCGCCGCCGCGCGCGCCCGUCUUCGACGACGACGACGACGACGACCCCUACGCGGGGCUCGGCGACGACUUCGACGACGACCCCUACGGCGACGACUUCCUGAGCCCCGUGGGCGUCGACGCGGCGACGCCGCGCGGCGCGAGGACGCCCGGCGCCGGCGACGACGCGGCGGCGUCGUGGCCCGCGGAGUCGCCCGCGACGCCCAUCCUCUCGACGCCCCGCGCCGCGCGGACGCCGAACCUCGCGAGCGACACCGUCGUCGGCGUCCAGGCCGCGGUCCGGGGCCGCGCGGCGCGCAAGUCCGCGUUGGAGGCGCGCGAGCAAACGGCGUCCGCCGCGCGGCUCCAGGCGAGCUUCCGCGGCGCCGCGGCGCGCCGCGCGAGCGCCCUGCUGCGCGCGCCCGUGCCGGCGCCCCUGGUCGAGCCCGCGGUCGCCGCGCCGGAGGAGCCGUCGCCGACGUACGACGACGACGAAUUCUACGACGAAGAUUUCGAGGCCGACGCGGGCGCCGACGCCGCGGAGCGGGAGGCCGCCCGUCUGGAAGCCGAGAAGGAGGAGGCGGCGCGGGUCGAAGCCGAGGCGGAGGCGGCGCGGGCCGAGGCCGAGGCGGAGGCCGCGCGCUUAGAAGCCGAGGCGGAGGCCGCGCGGGCCGAGGCCGAGGCGGAGGCCGCGCGGGUCGAAGCAGAGGCGGAGGCCACGCGGGUCGAAGCCGAGGCGGAGGCCAUGCGGGUCGAAGCCGAGGCGGAAAUCGCGCGGGCGGAAGCCGAGCUGGCGGAAACGGCGCGCGUCGAGGCGGAGGCGGAGGCCGCGCGGGUCGAAGAGGAGGCGCAGGCCGCGCGCGAAGCGGAGGCCGCGCGUCUCGAGGCCGAGGAGGAGGCGGCGCGUCUCAAGGCCGAGGAGGCGGCCGCGCGUCUCGAGGCCGAGGAGGAGGCCGCGCGUCUCGAGGCCGAGGAGGAGGCGGCGCGUCUCGAGGCCGAGGAGGACGCGGCGCGUCUCGAGGCCGAGAAGGAGGCCGCGCGUCUCGAGGCCGAGGAGGACGCGGCGCGUCUCGAGGCCGAGGCGGCCGCCGCGGCGGAGCCGGAGCCGGAGGCCGACGAGCCCGCGGCGCCGGUCCGCGCGUCGGACCUCUUCCUCGCGCGGAACACGCACAAAUUCAUGAGCACGCGCGAGCCCGCGGAGCUCCGAAAGAGACCCGUCGAGGCCGCGCGCGUGCAGGAGGAGGACGAGGAGUCGUCCGAGGCGGAGGAGCCGGCGGAGCCGCCGGCGCGCCCGGAGCCCGACGCGGGCCCCGAGCCCUCGGCGGCCGUCGCGCCGGAGCCCGACCGCGCGGAGCCGCCCGCGCCGGCGGCCGCGAGGGACGACGACACGGCGUCGACGCCGCCGCCGCCGCACGACGCCGACGACGACCACAAGACGGAGGCCACGGACGUGCUCCACCCGACGAGCACGUCCAGCGAGAGCGGCAAGGCGAGCCACCACAGCGCCUUCUCCGGCCCGGAGCUGCCGUCGGCCGUCGCGAGCGCGCUGCGACACCACCACGCGCCGGAGCCGCAGGCCUACGACGACGACGACUUCGAGGACGACGCGUCCGCGCUCGAGCCGCCGCCGGGGACCGAGCCCGCCGAGCCCGCGCCCGAGCCGGCGGCGCCCGAACCGGAGCCCGAACCGGAGCCGGUGGCGGCGCCCGAACCGGAGCCCGAGCCCGAGCCUGUACCGGCUCCCGAGCCCGAACCGGAACCGGCGCCCGAGCCCGAGCCCGAGGCCGGCGACGGCUACGACGACGACUUCUUCGAGGCCGACGCGCAGUCCGACGCGACGGACGUCGUGCACCCCGCGAGCGCGGAGCCGACGCCCCGCGAGCCCCCGCCGCGCCCCGCGGCCGUGGACCCCAGCCGGGCGACGUUCGACGCGUCGCCGCGCUACGACGACGACGGCUUCGACGAGCCCGUGACGCCGCAGGAGCCCGACGACGCGCGGCCCGCGCCGUCGCCGCGAGCGACCUUCGAGCGGUCGCCGCGGUCCGAGUCGUCGCCGCGCUACGACGAGGAUUCGUGGCACGACGCGUCGCCACGCGCGGCGCCGGCCGACGUCGCGGACGCCGUCGCCGCGGCCGGGAGCGACGCGACGGAGUCGCCGCGCUACGACCUGGACGCCUUCGACGAGACGCCCCUCGAGGAGCACCGAGCGGCGGAGCAGCCGGCGGAGGAGCCCGCGGCGGCGCCCGCGGGCGAGGACGACGAGUUCCUCGACUGCGAGUCGGCGCCCGUCGCGCCCGUCGCCGAGUGCGGCGAGCUCCACGUCGGCGACGUCGUCCAGGCGCCCGUGGACGGCCUGCGCUUCGAAGGCGUCGUCGACGCCAUCGAGGGCGGCACCGUCCACGUCGACUUUGGCGACGAGGACGUCGCCGUCGUCGCGCGCGGCGACGUCGCGCGCGUCCGGUCGUGGGCCGUCUGCGAGCCCGGCGACGCGGCGCUCGUCACGGAGGCCGGCGGCGUGCUGCGCUUCCGCGCCAAGGUCGAGGCCGUGGAGGUGGACCUCGCGAACCAGCAGCACACGUACACGGUGGUCUACGGCGAGGGCGACGGCGAGGCGGGCGUGUCCGAGGACCGCAUCACCAAGAUCGAGUCCGCGCGCGCGUCGCACGGCCACUGGAAGAAGGCCCUCCACGCCGUCCUCGCCGCGAACCGCUUCCAGGGGGCGAUGCCCAAGGGCGACGCGGCGGCGGCGCCGGCGCCGGAGCCCGCGGCCGCGCCCGAGCCCGCGCCGGCAGAGCCGGCGCCGGAGACAGCGGCCGCUCCCGAGCCGCAGCUGACGGCUCGGGAGCCGGAAGUCGCGGCCGCCCCCGAGUGCACGUCCAAGACGGGGCCUCCUCCGGAGCCGGAAGACGCGGCCGCUUCCCAUCCCGAGCCCGCGACCGCCCCGGAGCCGGAGAUCGCGGCCGCUCCCGAGCCCGCGCCGGAGGAGCCCGCGCCCGCGCCCGCGCCGGCGGCGCCGGAGCCCGCGCCGGCGGCGCCGGAGCCCGCGCCCGCCCCCGAGGAGCCCGCGGCGCCGGAACCUGAGGAGCCGCCGGCGCCCGAGCCGGCGGCGCCAGAGCCCGCGCCCGAGGCGCCCGAGGAGUCCGACGACGACGGCUACGACGACGACUUCUUCGAGCCCGAGGCGCCGGCCGCCGCGGACGACGCGCCGUCGGCGGCGCGGCGCAUGUCGCUGAACGCGGCCGCGGCCGCGCGGCUGUCGCUGUCGCUGUCGUCCGGCGCCGCGGCGCCGCCCGGGCCCGGGGACGCCGCGGCGCUCGCGGACACGCUCGCGGCGAGUGAGAUGGCGCGCUUCAAAGCCUCGGGCAGGGCCGCGGCGCAGCGGCGCGUGUCCGCGGCGUCCGCGGAGGCCGCUCGCGUCGCCGAGCUGCUGGCGUCGCGCGCGCCCGCGUCGGCCGCGGCCGCGGCGCGCGAGGCCGAGGAGCGAAGUCUCGCGGCGGCGUCCGCCGAGGCGGAGCGGAAGCGGCUCCGGGGCGAGGACGACGUCCUCGAGCCCCUGCCGCGGGGCCUGGACCGGCGGCGCCCGAGCGCGGGGUCCGCGCUCGCCGUCGCUUCGUUGGAGAAGGUCCGCGCGUCCCUGGCCGACCCCGACGCCGUGACGCCGCGGGGCUCCCGCGACCUCGCGACGCCGCGGGGCUCGCGCGACUUCGCGCGCCCGGCGCCGGCGCCCGCGGAGGACGCCGUCGGCGCGCUGCCGGGGAGCCGGCCGCCGCUGCGACGGAACGUGUCGAGUUCGGCCAUCGAUGCCGCGGCGUCCAAGCAGCGCCAGGAGGGCCUGCUGCGCGACCCGGCGCCCAUCCCGUCGCCGCGCGCGGCCGCGCCCGCGCCCGCGGACGAGCCCGCCGCGGACGAGCCCGCCGCGGUCGAGCCCGCGCCGGUCGCGCUCGCGCGCGCCGCGUCGGAGGAGGAGAUUCGCGCCGUCGCCGCGGGCGCCGCGGCGACCGCCGAGUCCGCGGCCCUCGACCGGGUCUUCCGGGCGUCGCGCGACGCCGCGCCCGAGCCCGCGGCCGCGGCCGCGGCCGCGUCGCCGCGGUCCGAGGAGGAGCCGCCGUCGUACCGCGGGUCGCCGCGGUCCGCCGACGGGGCAGCCGCCGCGCCGGAGGCCGACGCGCCGGCGACGAGGUCCCCGCGCCACCUCGCGCCCGCGCCCGCGCCGGAGCCCGAACCGGAGCCGACCUACGACGACGACUUCGCGGACUCGCCGCGGGAGCCGGACUACGGCGACGACUUUGGCGACGCGGCGGGUCGCGACGCGGCGCCCGCGACCGAGUCCCCGCGGGAGCCGGACUACGGCGACGACUGGGCGGACGAGGAGCCCCCGCGAGCCUCCGAGGCCGCGAAGCCCGCGGUCGUCGACCCCGAGCCGGAACCCGAGCCGAGGGCCGUCGAGCCGGAGCCCGUCGGCGAGCCGGAGGCCGUCGAGCCGGAGCCCGUCGAGCCCGAGCGGGAGUCGCCGCGAGACGUCGAAGAGGAGCCGAGCUACGAGGACGACUUCCAGGACGACUUCCCGGCCGCCGCGCCCGAGGACGCGCCGGUCGAGGAGAGCGACGACGUCCGGUGCACGGUGAUCCACGCCUUCGAGGCCGACGGCGAGGGCGAGAUGAGCAUCGCGCUCGGCGAGAAGAUCCUCGUGACGCGGUCGGACCUCGAGGAAGACGACGGCUGGUGCUACGCGACGAAGGUCGGCGCCCCGCCCGAGAGCGGCGGCUUCGUCCCGUCGGCAAGCCGCUCCGCCAUGCGCCUCUGGGCCUGCCUGGUCACCUGCACAGGCGCGCAGACGCUGGCGCCCACGACGCCGGAGACGACGGACCUCGAGCUCUGGCUGAGCGCGCAGGACCUGCAGCCCGGUCCCGUCGCCUCCUGGCCCGACCGGAGCAGCCACGGCCGCCUCCUCGAGCAGGACGACGCGGCGGCGCAGCCGGUGGCCCUGAUCGACGGCAGCGGCCGCGCGCGCGUGGCCUUCGACGAGGCGUGGCUGUCGUUGGGGUGCGACUACAUCCACGCGGAAGGAGACGGACUCACCAUCUUGGCCGCCGUCCGCGACGUCGUCGACGGCUCGGACUUCGGCCCGGGCGGCGGCGGCGCGGUCACCGCGUCCGGCGACCUGAUCGACUUCGGCGCGACCAACGACGGCUACGGUUUGGUCGUCGAAACCGACAGCGUCACGGGCCACGUCGAGGCCACGGAGGCCAUCGCCGGCGGCCUGUCCCUGGACGGUUCGACGACCGUCGUCACGGUGGAGAUCAACUUCGCCGACGAGACGCUGCGCGUCUUCUUGAAUCACACGCUCGCGGACACGGAGGACUCGGGCGUGUCGUCGCUCGCAGUCCUCGUCGCGAUGAACGUCGGCAUGCUCCUCGCCUGCGGCGUCUACGUCUUCUUCGACGGCCUCGGGCUCCGCGACGAGGACAGCCCCGUCGGCAUCGUCGUCGCGCGCGCGCGGAGCCGGCUCCGGACGCUGAGCUCCCCGCGCAAGCUCAAGGACGCGCCGCCGCCCGAGGCCGCCAGAGCCGCCACGGAGCUCACGACGAACCCCAUGGCAUCGGCGCGGGCCCUCAAGGUCGCCGACGCCAGCGAGGUCCUCGCCCGGACGCCCCCGGAUCCGGACGCGCCGGACCGGACCGGCGCCGUGUAA
This is a messenger RNA of Aureococcus anophagefferens, 6321 nucleotides long. RefSeq lists its product as hypothetical. The record is from RefSeq and is a predicted model, not a curated record. NCBI's taxonomy places the organism in Eukaryota, Pelagophyceae, Pelagomonadales, Pelagomonadaceae. The coding region runs from base 1 to 6321 and encodes 2106 amino acids. The transcript has 3 exons. Gene Ontology annotation, molecular function: protein binding.